AUGCUCUCUCAAAAAGAAGGCAAGUCCCAACCCUCCGGUCACCUCCUUCGACGUUGAUGCUUCCUGUAGCACUGGUCAACGAACACUGGCAACUCAGACGAGCGGAAUGCAGCCUGAGCUAGUGGUCUCCAUCAUGUCGAUCCCCACGAGAACCCUCGAAGCGGAACCAAACCGUUAACCUCCAUGACUUUUCCAUCACAGUCAUCGCCCUCUUGGCAAAGGAACUACCGGCAAUUCCACAGCACAUCGUCUACCAGGUGCUCGCCGCAUACGUCUACUCAAAGGCGUCCAGGGGCAAUCUGUCAGUCGUCGGAGUCCGGAGACCCCGAGUGGGGAACUUCCCUCCUCGACCCUCACGAGAUUGGCCCAUGAUGCAGAAGCAGACGACUGACCUCGAGUGUUUUGAUUUCUUCCACGCCGAACGAUGCCUUCGAACUCCGUUACUACUCUACAUACCCAUGCCAUUCGCCACCCAUUCGUGUUGCCGACCGCACGUUUAUUUCUGGCGCUCUCUCCCCACCAUGGACCAUGGACCAUCACCCCGGACAAUCGCUCGAUCGUCGCCCUCCCACCAGUCCCGGCGAAGUUCUCUCCAAAGUGAUCUCGAUCCAACGCAAAUUCUACAACCAAACCGCCCUCUCCUUCCCCCACAACUCCCCCGUCACGCGCGCCUUCGAAGCGAUAAAGACCGCUCUCCUCCUCGCGAAUCGCAACUGGAUACAUUUGGGUCCUUUAGCCUUUGGUCCAUUAGGUCAGAUCGGUACGGCCAGUAACGAGGUCGCACGAUUGGCUUGGACCAAAGCGACCGAUGGGAAGGUCAAGCAGUUCAGUGAUGGGUCUGAUACGAAUGGGUAUGGACCUGGCUUCGUUGAGGUUGACGCGGGGAGGGUUGUAGGGCCUGCGACGUUCAGAGGCGCUUGGAAUGGAGCGAAUGCAGGAGGAGGAGUGCAGAGCCUGGAAGAUGGACCACCGGGCUACGUUCCUCCUUCACCGCAGGAUGAAAGACCACCCAUCAAUGGAGCUGAUGGGGGUGGAGGGCCGAUCGUCGAUGAGGUCGAACAGGCACGGAUGAAGUUGGCACAAAUGAGGGAACAGAGGAUCCGAUUGGAAGAGGCGGAAGAGGAACGCAAGAGAGUGCUGGAGAUUGAGAGGAAGGAGAUGGAACAAGCGAUCGCGAAUGCCGCCCAGUCGCAUGUGGGGCCCACGACGAAUCAUGGAACGUCCGAGUCGAGAUCGACUACGACGGCAUAG
Messenger RNA from Microbotryum saponariae, 1251 nucleotides. The record is from the annotation of a GenBank genome assembly. NCBI's taxonomy places the organism in Eukaryota, Fungi, Basidiomycota, Microbotryomycetes, Microbotryales, Microbotryaceae.